UGUGUGGAUGAGCUGAGGGAAGCAGCAGCAACUUAACCAACCUGAAUGUUGCGCAAGUUGUCUGCGAAUUAGAAACCUGUGGAAUGGAGAACAGCGUGGACGAGUGACACUGGUUCAGUUAGUCCAGAGUUACCAGAUGAGUCUUUUGUAAAAAAACGUGGGGCUCCGUGUCGGGUGAUGCACUGAUGAUUUGAACACAGUUUGGUGCUCUCCAGUUGCCUUGGUUUCUGUAAGCAGGCAGUUGGGCGGCUUUCCACCGUGUUAAAAGAGUUUCACCGUCCUGAGCUGAGGAAUAUUAAACAUGACUGUGGCCAAUGCAAAGUCUGGCAAAGCCAUGCAGCAGGUACUGGACAACCUGAAAGACCUGCCGUCAGGCUCAGGAGCCAAAGAUAUUGACCUCAUAUUCCUCAGAGGCAUCAUGGAGAGCCCCAUCGUCCGCUCCCUCGCAAAGGCCCAUGAUCGUCUUGAAGAAGUUAAGUUAAAAGCUGUGCGGGACGAUAAUGUUCAGCUGGUCACAGAGAUCUUGGAUUGCCUCAACAACCUGCCAGAAAAAGAUGCUACCGCUGCCGAGCUUGUCAAAAUCCUUCAGGAGCCGCACUUUAAGUCUUUGAUAGAGGCUCAUGAUAAAGUAGCUGCAAAGUGCUAUGAAAUGCCCCACACUGCGGUGAACAGCAACGCCUUGUUGACGAGUUCACUCAUGCCAGCUGAUGCUGUCAGGAUGAUUGGCAUCCAGAAGAAAGCUGGGGAACCACUGGGGGUUACGUUCCGUGUUGAGCGGGGAGAUAUGGUGAUCGCACGGAUCCUGCACGGCAGCUCGAUUGACAGGCAGGGCAUGCUGCACACAGGAGACAUUAUCCGCGAGGUUAACGGUCGUGCGGUCGGUCAGAGCCCCCAUGAACUCCAGGAGCUGUUGGGGGACUGCAGUGGGAGCAUCACACUCAAGGUCCUGCCCAGCUACAGAGACACACCGACACCUCCACAGGUUUAUCUGAAGCCCCACUUCAACUAUAAUCCAGCCACAGACAGCUUGAUCCCCUGUAAAGAGGCUGGCCUGGCCUUUUCCAAGGGAGACAUCCUUCACGUAGUCAACAAGGAGGACCCCAACUGGUGGCAGGCACGCAAAGUUGUUGGUGGAGCGACUGGUCUCAUCCCCAGUCAGUUCUUGGAGGAGAAGAGGAAAGCUUUUGUGAGAAAAGACUUGGAUACUUCUGGUACAGGGUUGAUCUGCGGAACUGCGAAGAAAAAGAAGAAAAAAAUGAUGUACCUCACUUCAAAGAAUGCAGAGUUUGACCGCUACGAGCUGCAGAUCUAUGAGGAAGUAGCCAAGAUGCCACCGUUUCAGAGGAAAACGCUGGUUCUGAUUGGAGCCCAGGGAGUUGGGAGGCGGAGCCUGAAGAACAGACUUAUCGUCAUGAACCCUCUGCGAUAUGGAACCACUGUACCCUUCACGUCACGACAUCCGCGGGAAGAGGAGAGAGACGGCCAGAACUACUGCUUUGUGACGCGAGAGGAGAUGGAGAAGGACAUCAAGGAGAACCGUUAUCUGGAGCAUGGCGAGUAUGAUGCCAACCUGUAUGGCACCAAGAUCGACUCCAUCCAUGAAGUGGUGAAUGCAAGGCGUACCUGCAUCCUGGACGUCAAUCCUCAGGCCCUGAAACUGUUGAAGACUGCUGAGUUUAUGCCAUUUGUGGUGUUUAUUGCUGCUCCUGAACUGGAUACCCUAAGAGCUAUGCACAAAGCUGUGAUAGAUGCUGGACUAACUACCAAACUUCUCACGGAGAACGAUUUGAAGAAGACUGUGGACGAGAGUGCCAGGAUUCGUCGGGCAUAUAGCCACUACUUUGACCUGACUAUUGUCAAUGACAAUCUGGACAAGGCCUUUGACAAACUGCAAGAGGUGGUAGAGCGAUUAUUCAUAGAGCCCCAGUGGGUUCCAGUCAGCUGGGUGUACUGAUGUUUUACAACCUACUGGAAAGACAUUGCUGUUCGAGCUGCUAGCUUGGUAUGAGAGGGAAUACCUUAAGGGACAGAGAAUUCAACACUGCACCCAUGGACACAUCAGACCUGUGUGAAUAUGGGUCUUGCACAAAGCUGUGGCAGAGUCACCUUGAUCUGAAUUGCCAGAUUUAUUUCUAGCUCUCUAUGCAACACCCAAUGCACAGGAAGUGUACUUAUUUAUUGGCAUUUAAAAAUAAAUAAAUAAAAGAAUACUUUCUAUUCAUGUGGAUUGGGAGAAAAUACUGGGCCUUGUGUCAGGAUAUUUUAAAAGCAAAUGCGAUUUUUGUCGUGUCCUGUUUUAAUUCUUCCGCUCUGUAUGUAAAAUAGGUAUUUAUUUAGCAAUAAAUGAGGAGAGCUUGCUCAUUGAAAAGAACGAUACCUCAGUGUUACAGUUUACAGUGCAUAUGUCUCAGUACGUCAUCUCAUUUUGUCACUACAAACUUGUCAUACAUGUAGAAUAGAAUCAUGUUUUUGAGACCUUCUUCCUCAAGGCUGCAUUUAUGCUCUGCUGUCUCUGCAGUUAAAACUCACUGUCACUGUUUUUUGUACAGAAAAAAUAAUAAUUCUGUAGUGUUUACCCAUUAUUUCUCUUUCACUCAAGCACAACAGAUUACAUUAAUUAUGUUGAUUGUUUGUCAGACAUUUAGAUCAUGUAAGUAUUUCUGACUGUUAGACCCGUCGAUAUGGUGCUGUCUUUGUUUAAAGAAACUUUCCACAGAACUCUUAACAGGGUACUUAAAUCUCAGCGAACCAUCCCUUUUGAUGUGAUAUUACUAAAACUUAACUGUUUUAAAUAAAGUUCAUAUUUACUUAUAAAAGGUAUAUUUUACAAGAAUUCAGAAAAUAUGUAUUUUCAGAUGUCAAAUAAAUAA
Anoplopoma fimbria (sablefish) is the source of this 2870-nucleotide messenger RNA. RefSeq names its product protein associated with LIN7 2, MAGUK p55 family member a (gene pals2a). The record is from RefSeq and is a predicted model, not a curated record. The transcript has 14 exons. Gene Ontology annotation, molecular function: protein binding. Bases 302 to 1954 code for a protein of 550 amino acids. NCBI's taxonomy places the organism in Eukaryota, Metazoa, Chordata, Actinopteri, Perciformes, Anoplopomatidae. Gene Ontology annotation, cellular component: cell-cell junction; plasma membrane.